Messenger RNA from Coccinella septempunctata (seven-spotted ladybird), 3810 nucleotides. It is a transcript of the gene drpr, whose product is annotated as protein draper. The transcript has 16 exons. Gene Ontology annotation, cellular component: membrane. Gene Ontology annotation, biological process: cell communication. Gene Ontology annotation, molecular function: protein binding; scavenger receptor activity. The record is from RefSeq and is a predicted model, not a curated record. NCBI's taxonomy places the organism in Eukaryota, Metazoa, Arthropoda, Insecta, Coleoptera, Coccinellidae. Bases 217 to 3186 code for a protein of 989 amino acids.
AAGGCCUCUACGUCCUGUAGAGAAACGUUGUGUUCCGUGUGCUUCGAUUUUGUGCUUUGUUUGUUUACCCCCAAGUUACGCAUUUAUUCGUUGUGACUUCCAAAUUCGUGUCUAUCGAGGAAUUUCAUCUUUUACUCCUUGGAGAAUCUACUGAAAAUCAAUUGAGAAGAAUAGAUAUGUGAAACAGAUAAAAGAAGUACUACAAAACUUACCAACAUGGAAUUGGAAGUGCUUAUUUUCUUUACUCUGAUGAUAUCAGUUUUAGGAGUUCUGGAAGGACCAAAUAUAUGUACUAGGCAGGAAGAAUAUACAACAACAGUCAGGGUUUCCGAACAGCAACCCUACCAAGUCCGAGAGUUCACAUGGUGCCUCAAUUUCCCACCAAGAUGUUCCAAAUACAAAAUCAAGUUUAAGACGGUUUACAAAACGCAGACCCUGGUGAAAACCAGACCUGUCGAAGACUGCUGCAAGGGAUACGCCAAGGAUAGCACAGAAACGCACUGUAAGCCCAUCUGUUCCAGAGAUUGCAUACACGGCACUUGCACUGCACCAGACAAGUGCCUUUGCGAGACCGGCUAUGGUGGUCCCUACUGUGAUAUUUCUUGUCCUAAAGGACUGUGGGGUAGAGAAUGUCAAAAUCUAUGCGAAUGUCAAAAUAACUCCACCUGCGAUCCUUUUGAUGGAAAAUGUAUUUGUGCGAGGGGUUGGAUAGGAGAACAUUGUGAAAAACAGUGUGACAAUGGUACCUUCGGAUUGGACUGUCAAGAAACAUGUCGUUGUAUCAAUGGUAAUUGCGAUCCAGUAUCCGGUGAAUGCCACUGCUUCUCUGGAUGGAAGGGCCCACUGUGUGACGACUUUUGUCCGGUGGGCAAACAUGGACCAGAGUGUAAGUCGGACUGUAACUGCCAAAAUCUAGGAGUUUGCGAUCCGGAAACUGGAGAAUGCUACUGCAAACCCGGUUGGACAGGUCCGGUCUGCGCUAACAGGUGUCCUUUCGGUUAUUUUGGUGAAGGAUGUAAUGAAGUUUGCGACUGUAACAAUGCAGCAUCGUGUCAUCAUAUCACAGGCAAAUGUGAAUGUUUACCUGGAUUCAUUGGCGAAAGGUGCCUGGACAUAUGCCCCGAGAACACAUACGGCAUUAACUGUACGGAGACAUGUCAAUGUCAAAACGGCGCCAAAUGUUCGAGGUCAAACGGAGAUUGUUCUUGUUCUCCAGGCUUCAAGGGACGUUUUUGUGAAGAGAGAAAGUGCCAAGACGGUUGGUGGGGUAAAAACUGCGAGAAAUCCUGCGAGUGCGUGAAGGAAAACACGGAAAUGUGCCAUCCGUGGACUGGAAAAUGCGAAUGCAAACCUGGUUGGAACAGCAAAGAUUGCUCCAGACCUUGUCCGCUUUUAACCUUCGGCAAGGGUUGCGAAGGGCAGUGCAAGUGUCAGAACAACGGUCAAUGUUCGCCUGUCAAUGGAAAUUGCAUAUGCGCCCCUGGAUUCACCGGUGUUAACUGCGAAGAGACCUGUCCGGAUGGCAGCUUCGGAGAGGAUUGUGCACAGAAAUGCGACUGUAAAAACGGCGCGUCAUGCUCAACGGAAACUGGACAGUGCAUUUGCACCCCAGGAUGGCAGGGACAACAAUGCGAUAGGCCUUGCAGCAAUGAUUCUUAUGGUACACAAUGUAGUAAAAAAUGUGUUUGUAAAAAUGGAGCAUCUUGUAACCCACAGAAUGGGAACUGUACGUGUAGCGCUGGUUUCACUGGAGAAUUGUGUGAGCAUCAGUGCCAUUCAGGCUUUUUCGGCCAUAACUGUGAACAGAUCUGUCAGUGUGAGUCCGAACACAGUGUGGGAUGCGACUCUGUCACUGGAAAAUGCAUAUGCAAACCGAACUGGAAAGGAGUCACCUGCGAAAGUCAGUGUCCUCUGGGAAAAUUCGGUUUGAAUUGCGACCAAGACUGCAAUUGCAAAAACAACAGUUCCUGUGAUCCAGAAACGGGCGUCUGUCUCUGCGAAGCUGGAUGGCAGGGAAAGGACUGCGACCAGCCGUGCGACCAUGGAUAUUACGGACUUAGCUGCAGGCAGAAAUGUCCUGAAAUGACCACCAGUAACAAAACUUGCGAUCACAUCACAGGAGAAUUCGUGUGUCCCCCAGGAUUCAUCGGACUCACUUGCGAACAUCCUUGCCCCAUUGGUACUUACGGAAAGAAUUGCCAGAAAAAUUGUUCUUGCAGGAACGGUGGUGAUUGUCACCAUGUCACAGGAUACUGCCAAUGUUUGCCUGGUUGGAUGGGGGAAAAUUGUACAGUUCCUUGCGAACCAGGUCGCUUCGGUAUGAACUGUAGCCAACACUGCAAGUGCCUCAACCAUGGUGAAUGCAGGAGGAACGAUGGUGUAUGUAGGUGUAAGCCUGGCUGGACUGGGACGCAAUGCACAGAAAUUUGUCCAGAGGGAUACUUCGGAGACCACUGCAUGACCCCCUGCGAGUGUAAGAACGACAAUUUCAUCUGCCACGCGGCCAGGGGUUGCGUUUGCCGUCACGGCUUCAGCGGGGCCAACUGCGACGAGCCUGUGGUGUUGGGCAGGGUGACAACACCCCCCAAUGAAGGUCUGGGGUAUGGCAGUAUCAUUGCUGGCAUCAUGCUGGCCCUCAUCUUAGUCUCCAUCAUAGUUCUGGUCAUUCUGUACUACAAGAGACGUGUGGCAAAUCUUAAAACUGAGAUUGCCCACGUGCAGUACAUAGCAGAUCCACCAGAACGCAAUAAUUUCGACAAUCCAGUGUACUCCUAUCAGGGUGUUGGUAAAAGGGAUAAUGAGCACUUGUUGAAUAACACAAAUUGCAUGAUCCGUAAUAAUCUGCAAAGACCAUCAAAUACUCUUCUAGAAAGAGCGAGGUUAGGACAGUUGGGAGCUGCCUCAUGUUCUAAUUCUGUUGCUUAUAGCGUUGAAGAUGAAUUGAGGUCGCUCAAAAACAAAGACGCUGAUGCAACUAAUCCGAACAUCUACCACAGUUUGGAGAAGCUGGAUCACGUUUAUGACGAAAUCAAACAAAAAGACAUCAAAGACAUAGAGCUCGAAUACGACCACUUGGAUUACACCAGACCUGUGAGUACAAUAAAGCCACAUUAUCAGAAGAUGCCGAGUCCGUUUGGUUCCAAAGAUCCAAUCAAAGAAGAAAACACAGAGACUGAUUCCACUUGAGAUGAGAUCUCCCGAAAAUUGCUUAUAAUUUGAGAUGAUGCGCGUUUUUAUAUAUUUUUUAUGUAUAAUCGAAUCGAAAAAUUUUUGUACACUUUAGGAGGAAAGCUUUUUGAGGAUCAAAAAUUGAAUCUUGAAAAUCAAUGUGAUAUGUCAUUUCGGAUUUAGGGAUUUAAGAGAAAAUUGGAUGGAGUAUUAUUUGUAAAUAAUUCUCAUGUGCUCAAAAUGUGCAAUUAGGAAAAAUAUUGGUCUACUCCCAAUAUAGGUAAAAUUCUCAAUCUUUUAUUUAUGUUGUUUCUACCGUUCCAUUUUCAAUAUACCUACGUAAGGGAGAUCAAAAUCAACGAUAUUUUUUUUAUUGUUUUAAGGUUCUAAACGUUGAAUUGUAACUGUAUACGUGUAAUUUGCAAUAUUUAUUCAAGCAAUAAUAUAGAGAUAAAAUUCGAUUUCAAAUAGGUCGACGUAUGUUUUUUUUUAUCUUUAACCGUUCUCGAGUUAUGUGACAAUCUUAAGAUUAUAAUUCGUGUAGUAUUAAAUUCUCUGGUUGUAUAUAAAAUUGAAGAUUUUUAUAUAUAAAAUGUACUGUGAUAAGUUUGUGUCAAACUGAAUAAAGAAUGACUACAUGAA